This is a messenger RNA of Macadamia integrifolia, 1999 nucleotides long. RefSeq names its product protein MICRORCHIDIA 7-like. Gene Ontology annotation, molecular function: ATP hydrolysis activity. Gene Ontology annotation, cellular component: nucleus. The record is from RefSeq and is a predicted model, not a curated record. The transcript is spliced from 7 exons. Lineage: Eukaryota; Viridiplantae; Streptophyta; Magnoliopsida; Proteales; Proteaceae. Bases 353 to 1273 code for a protein of 306 amino acids.
UCCAGAAACAGACUUACCUAAUGAAAAUCCGAGAAGAUUCAGAAAAAAGGAAACUAUUGGAACGAUUAAAAAUCCGCUUUCCCCCCUCUGACCGCCUUUAGCAAGUCCUUUUUUCCGCUCGGGGAGAACCGCCUCUGUUUCUCCCAACUGAAAAACUUUGUGAAUCGAAUAAAAUCCAUUCCAUCUCGCCGCUUCGUUCGUCCAGCGGAAACGGAAAACUGAAAAUCUUGAACUGAAACCCAUAUCCGCUUUCUCCUCGAACACUUUCGAAAUCAUUAUUUAUUCAUCUAAUCGAUCCUUGCAUGCUCUUUCUGUUCCUCAGAAACUUAAGCAGAAUCUCUAUUCGAUCACCAUGGAUUCCGUUGUUAAACAAGAAAUUUUUGAAACUGGUGAACUUCCAGCGGAGAGACGCUCGGAAAACUUAUCUAAACCUGUCUCCGUUAUUGAACUUAGUAGCAGUUAUUCAGACUCUUCAGAUUCUGACGACUCCGAUGACGCAUCCACUGUCGGGCCGGACGGUAAGAGAUCUAGGGUUUCGAACGGUGAUGGCCGGCGUUUCAAAAAGCAAAAAAUGGGAGUCGUUUUGCCUUUGGGAUUUCUUGACCCCCUUCCUCCGGAGGAUGAAGCAUUGCCUUUGCCUUCACCUUCGCCUUUGCCUUUGUCUUUGCAGCGGCCUACUCCGCAAGCUCAAUCCGGGGCGUCGGUUCAGGGCUGCAAGCAGUUUUGGAAGGCCGGAGACUAUGAUGGUGCUCCUGCCAAUGGUUCAGGAUCGUCUGCGGGUGGCAUGGAUCAUGUCAGGGUGCACCCUAAGUUUCUACAUUCAAAUGCAACCAGCCACAAAUGGGCUCUUGGAGCCUUUGCAGAGCUUCUGGACAACUCUUUAGACGAGGUCUGCAAUGGUGCUACAUAUGUCAAUGUAGAUGUGCUAAAAAACACCAAAGAUGGGAGUAGAAUGUUGCUGGUUGAAGAUAAUGGUGGUGGGAUGGAUCCAGAUAAAGUGCGACAGUGCAUGUCUCUUGGGUAUUCUGUAAAAAGCAAAUUAGCAAAUACUAUUGGACAAUAUGGAAAUGGUUUUAAGACAAGUACCAUGAGACUUGGAGCGGAUGUUAUUGUUUUCUCUCGCUGUCGUGGAAAAGAUGGAAAAAGUAGCCCAACACAAAGCAUUGGCAUGUUGUCCUACACAUUUUUGAGGACCACAGGAAAGGAAGACAUUGUAGUUCCCAUGGUAAGAACAUUUCACAGGAUCUUUAUGGCAUAUAUCUCAUAUUCCUGAAUUCCUUUCGUGCUCUUCCCUUUUCUGGCAUUUAAUAAUUUCUGUUUAUCUUUCUAUGAGCAUAAAACUUGGGGACUUAACUAGUUGAUGCUUGUGGAUUGCUUGUAGUAAUUUAGACUUAUUGAUUGUAUCUGUCUAUUUAUAUGUAUGAAGUUACUUCCUUUCUACAAGUCUUACUUUAAAGUUCGUUCAAAUUCAUCUUCUUUCUUAAUAUCCUUCUGCAUUUGUUUGCCCCUUUGGAAAAAGUUUGUUCUGGAAGGACAAGUGGUUUAUACCAAACACUGAUUAUCUUUGCCUAGCUGUGAAGCAAAGAAGUACUCAAGCUUUAGGAAUCAACAUCAUCAAACUUAUGUGGUACUUUGGGAUGUAAUUUGUUGGCUAUCUUCUUUGAAAUUUCAAAAAAAAUUCAGAACAGUCCUGGUUAACCUCUUCUUGGAGUGAUGUAAUAAAUUUGCAGCGGAAGUCUUCUUAGUAUUUAUUGAGCACUUUAAAUCAACAAGACAAAGUUUUGUUUUUUAUCAUAAUUUUUAAAUCAGCAAUACGGUAUGUCCUGCAGGGUGAUUAUUUUUUCAUUGAACCACGCUUACCUUAUAACCUCUACCCCCUAUGGUGAAGAACAAUUUGUCUGUGUUGAUGUCUGUGAUGCCAACUUAACAAGGACCUGAUAUACACAAAUCCACUCAGCUGAGGUGAUGGGGAAAGAAGACCUGGCAAAGCUGAUAAAAA